Physcomitrium patens is the source of this 916-nucleotide messenger RNA. Its product is annotated as autophagy-related protein 8C-like. The record is from RefSeq and is a predicted model, not a curated record. NCBI's taxonomy places the organism in Eukaryota, Viridiplantae, Streptophyta, Bryopsida, Funariales, Funariaceae.
CUCAUCAUCGUCCUGUGCCUCGCUCCGCUUUCAAUGCCGCUCCCUCAGAAACACUCUUUUAAUGCUUCCUUCGUACUCGCCUCUGCUGCUCCACCGCUCUUUGAUUCUUCUCGCCGUUUGUCUCAUCGUCUUCGCUGCUGCUGGUUUCCGCCUCAGGUGGGUAGCGGUGUAAAGGCGAUCGUGGUGUUGGGGAAGUUUUGAAGGUAUAGGUGUGGCGUUGGAGGGGACGAUGGCGAAGAGUUCGUUCAAGCAGGAACAUCCUCUGGCAGAGAAAAGGCAGGCGGAGGCUUCAAGGAUUCGUGACAAAUAUCCCGACAGAAUCCCAGUGAUUGUGGAAAAGGCAGAGAAAAGCGACAUACCAGACAUCGAUAAGAAAAAGUAUCUUGUACCAGCUGAUUUAACAGUCGGACAGUUUGUAUACGUCAUAAGGAAGCGCAUUAAGUUGAGUUCCGAGAAGGCCAUCUUCAUCUUUGUGAAGAAUGUUCUUCCUCCUACAGCGGCUAUGAUGUCGUCAGUUUAUGACGAACACAAAGACGAGGAUGGAUUCCUUUAUUUCACUUACAGCGGUGAAAAUACUUUCGGAGAUUGUGUUGCUUGUUAGGUGCGUGGGCAUCUCCUUCUGCGUAAUGACCUAUUCAUGCAUAACUGUAUAUUGAAUCAACAGUCACUAGUGCCUUGUUAGAUUUCUGCGGUGCGUUGUCAUCAGCUCGUUACAUUCAGCAGACUCUAUUCUCGGCACAUGCGCUAUGAGUAUUCAGUGGUCUUUUAUGUGUUGUUUGUUGUCCUGUGGAACGAAUUGUCUUUGUAAAUGUGUUUCCCAUGUACAGCAGCGGACAUGAAUUUUCCACACUUACACUUAUGUACAUAUAUAUGAAUAUUAAUAUUUAUAUAUAAUCUUGUAUUUACUUCCAGCUUA